AUGCUUCAGGAAAAAGAAGGUCAAAAACGGUACAGCAAUGGCGAAGUUAUCCCUGGGAUUAAAGACGAGGCUGGCGAGCUUUCAAUGAGAAAAAACGCUGAGGAAGAACAUCCCGAUUCUGGCUCUCAAUUGUCCAAAGCAGCGGCGAAUAACGCACAAAACGUUGACAAGAACGGCGAUGAAAUAAGGUCUUCUUCGGCUCCCUUAGACGAUCAAGACCCUCUAUUUAAGGGAGAGAAUAUCAAUCAGUCUGACUUUGAGGCUAGCGUGAAGAAUUUGACGUUUAUGGGUGUUCCAAAUUCUUCGGUGUUUGAGGGCCGGACCGCGUCGUCAGACGGGACCCACAAUGAUCCUCACGCCAACGCUAUUAAUGGCCAUACAACGGAUGGAAGUAAUGGACCCAAACGACCUAACAUUAGUGCUAUUAAUGAUCACAGCCGCAGUCAUAGUGUAAGCAAUGUUAACAGCAGUAGCAAUAAUAGUAGAGGGUUCAGUAUGUCUUACCAGGACCGGUUCUGGAAGAAAGAGAUUGGUCAGGUUUUUAGGAGGUUUUCUAAGAUUACAACUACAACGAACAACAAAGGCCAUGAGCAGCAACAGACUCAGAAUGAAGACGGCGCUAAGGUUGACCAGGUUUUGAACGAGCACGAUGCUUACGUACAGAGCAUGGCAUCAGACUUUAUAGAUACAAUGCUAGCAGGCGCGCCAGCAGCUCUUCUUGCAGGAUCCAUAUUUUUGAAAGAUGACAAUGGUGUAACGAGGGCGCCAUUACUUUUAACGAUGCUCUCGAUUAGAAUUAGCCCAAUGCAAAACUCUACCCAUCUACACCUUGACAUAAAAAGAAGAUCAUCUAUCACAUCUUCUGUCCAUUCGGAUGAACCAAUGCAGGGCGGUGGACAUCAUUCCAUUCUCGGUCAAAAUUUGCAUUCCAGAUAUAAGCUAGACUUAGAAUAUGGCCUUGGAGAAAACAGAUUGAAAUGGUCAAUUAUUCGUUCUUACAAAGAUAUCGCAUCUCUUCACAAUCGUUUAAAAUUGAUUUCGUUUCAACAGAAUACUGUGAACAAGUUGUAUAUUGAUAACAAUAGAUAUAGUGAGUUGCAUUUACCCCAUUUUCCAAGGUUUGAUGAUGUGUUCAAGAGGAAAAAAACAGACUCACCCGAAAGGAAGACGAAGAAGAACACAGGUUCGGUAUACACCCCUGCAAACGAGAAUUUUACUCCUAGAUCCUCCACGCAACUCUCUACCCACAGAUAUCAGUCGAAACACUUACAAUCAUUGAUCGAAGAGCAGGAUGACAGAAAUAAACCCAUGCAUUUAAGAAUAGAAAGGUACUUGAAGCUACUAAAUGUCGUGCUAUCGCUAAGACCACAAGCCAAUAGACUAUUUCAAUUUUAUGAAAUGUCUCCAAUUGGUACUCUAUUAAGUUACGAAAACGGAUAUCAUGGAAAACAAGGAUACAUGGUUGUCAGAUCCACAGCUAAAGCUCAAGGAUGGCGUGUAUCCCAUUUCAAAUUCAACGAUUUCAAAGCUAUGAUCGAAAGACAUACCACUAAAUGGUUCCUGAUAAGGCAUUCUUAUAUUACUUAUGUGAGUGAUAUUUAUUCAACAACUCCGUUGGAUGUAUUUUUGGUGGACCCGGAAUUUAAAAUAUCGUGCUCCGGAUACUCUAUGAAAGAUAUAGAGGACUCUUUCGAGAACCCUUCUUAUCAUGAGAAUGUAAAGAACAAAAUCUCUACAAAAUUGCUGAUAACUGUCGAAAACCGAGAACGUAAAAUGCAAAUGAUUGUUAAAUCAGAGUAUAUCAUGAAACAAUGGGUAAGGUCGAUAUAUGAAAUGUCAAAAUCCACUGUAUGGUCCCAAAAGCAUAGAUUCGAUAGUUUUGCGCCAGUUAGAAAAAAUGCCCUUUGUAAAUUUCUAGUUGAUGGCCGUGACUAUUUCUGGUCAUUAAGUGAAGCUUUGAGAAUGGCGAAAGAUGUAAUCUUCAUUCAUGAUUGGUGGCUCUCUCCAGAACUAUACAUGCGUAGACCUGUAAGAGGAAAUCAGAUUCAUCGUAUCGAUCGUAUCUUGAAAGAAAAGGCAGAACAAAAUGUCAAGAUAUUCAUAGUCGUCUACAGAAAUGUUGGGUCUACUGUUGGUACAGAUUCCCUCUGGACAAAGCAUUCUUUAUUGAGCUUACACAACAAUAUUCAUGUUAUUAGGUCCCCUAACCAAUGGCUUCAAAAUACCUAUUUCUGGGCUCACCAUGAAAAAUUUGUUGUCAUCGACAAUACGGUGGCCUUCAUUGGAGGCAUUGAUUUGUGCUACGGUCGGUAUGACACUCCAGAUCACAGUUUGCAUGACGAGGAAACAGAGUUGGAAAACCAAAUAUUUCCAGGAAAGGAUUAUUCUAAUGCCCGGGUUUGUGAUUUCUAUGAUCUUGAUAAACCUUUUGAAUCUAUGUAUGACAGAUCUAUUGUUCCUAGAAUGCCAUGGCACGAUGUACAAAUGAUGACUGUAGGUGAAGCGGCCAGAGAUUUGUCAAGACAUUUUGUUCAGAGAUGGAACUAUCUUUUAAGACAGAAGCGCCCUAGCAGACCUACCCCUUUAUUGACACCUGCGUCAGAUCUAACAGAGGAAGAAUUAAAUAACUCUGCAUUCUUCCAGGAUUUAAAACCACACUCUACCUGUGAAAUUCAAGUAGUCAGAAGCGCAGGAAAUUGGUCUUUAGGAUUGAAGAAAACAGAACACUCCAUCCAGAAUGCAUAUUUGAAGCUAAUCGAGACAUCUGAUCACUAUGUUUAUAUUGAGAAUCAAUUUUUUGUUACAAGCUCAAGCUGGGAUGGUGUGGUAAUUGAGAAUAAAAUAGGUGAUGCUCUAGUGGAUAGAAUUGUAAAAGCUAAUAGUGAAGGAAAAGCAUGGAAAGCUUUUAUAGUUAUUCCUUUAAUGCCGGGCUUCAAUGCAGAAGUAGAUGAAGCAGAAGGUUCCAGUGUUAGAGUCAUUAUGCAAUGCCAGUAUCAAUCAAUAUCCAGAGGAGAGACAUCAAUAUUUGCCAAAUUAAAGAAAUUGAAUAUUGAUCCUUUACAAUAUAUUCAGUUCUUUUCCCUAAGAAAAUGGUCGACUAUAGGUGUAGACAAAAAAUUAGUCACUGAGCAACUAUACGUUCAUGCUAAAGUGAUGAUAGUGGAUGAUAGAAGUUGUAUUAUAGGAAGUGCUAACAUUAACGAAAGAUCUAUGUUAGGAAAUCGUGAUAGUGAGGUUGCAGUUGUGGUAAGAGAUACAGAAUUGAUAAAAUCAAAGAUGAAUGGUGAGGAAUAUUUAGCCGGAAGAUUCCCAUGGGAGUUGAGACAAAGACUUAUGAGAGAGCAUUUGGGAUGUGAUGUGGACAUGGUUGAACUCAUUGAAAGAAAGUUUGAAAAGCUAAGACUUACUGCAAAGCAAAAUUAUGAAACGUUGCAUACUGUUUCAGAAGAAACUAAUACAAACAUCACAGAGGCCAACAUGAUAGAGAGUUCAAUGGUCGAACUCGCAUAUAGAGAAAUAUUGAAUGAGAAAUGUAGCAGAUUAUGGGAAAAGAAGCAUGGUUCCAGCACUGAGAAUUAUGGUGUAAUCAAUCCACUUGAGAAUUCUAAAGAUUCAGAUGAUUCUAGCGAAGAGUCAAUGCAAGGUAAUAAGCCUGCUCCAUUACCUGAGCACAAAGGUAACAAAUACCUUCAUAUUGACGGAAAAGCUGCCUAUCAUUCGUUCAACUAUAGAGCUGGAGAAGCAAAUAUGGGCAUUAGGGAUAAAAAAAAUAUUAGUUCUGAUGCUCGGUUAACAAAUAAUUCCUUACAUGCUCGUGAUGUGGAUGGUCAUGGCCCUGACAAUUGGAAGAACACGAAUAGCCACCCUGUAAUGUACAAUGAUGUAACAAAACAGCUAAAGGCUUGGGCAGAAGAAGUACUCAACAAGAAUUUGGAUGAAAACGAAAACGAGAAGCUGUCCACAAUCUUGCCUGAUAAAACAAACGUGAAAGCAUAUUUGGAUAAUCCCAAUAUAUUGAACGUGAAUAAAUGGAAUAUGUUGAAGCGAAUUUGCUAUUUACAAUACCUCUCUUUCAAAAAGGAAAAGGAUUUGUAUGAGGUUCAGAAAAAUGGUGAAGUAACUAUUGCAAAACAAAAGAGUCUCCCCUCUCAAGUCGCUAAUCUUGAAAAUGAGCAACUUGAUGAUCAGAUGGUCGAAGGAAUGUUACAACAAUUGUUACCACCUAUUGGUAAACAAAAUUCAAGCAUAUCAUCUGUACAGUACAUCGACCCAUACCAAUUUGACGAUCCACUACAUCCGUCGUUCUCUCAAGACUUGUGGUUCACAAUAGCAUUACGGAACACGAUUAUCUUUAGAAUGGUUUUCCAUUGCCAGCCUGACAACUCCGUCCAGACCUGGAGGGAGUACAAAGAAUUCCAAACAUUCUACAAGGAAUUUGACAUGUAUCAAGAUAAGGCCAUACUUUCGGAGAGAAAAGAGAAGGGCCAAGAACCGCCAAAAAUCGUGGAAGAUCGUAGCGCAAUGAACACAUUAGAUAACGUGCCCGAUGAUGAUAUAUCUAUUGCAACAACUAUAGAAAAGGGACGGACUUUAGGUGAGGUAUCUGCCGGUGCCCUAGGAGCCAGUGGAGAUGAAGGCGAAUGUGAUCAAAUAGACGCCCUUGCAGCGACGCCUGAAGCGGUACCCUCUCAAUCUGAACGAGCCGGUAAUCCAUCAUCACAUCCACAGACACCACCGGAGAACACUUUCAGAAUGAAAAUGAACAACCAGCUACUCUACGGUACCAAAGACAGGAUGUUUGACCGUCGUACUGCCAGAAAACUAUUAGAGCGUAUACACGGUCACUUAGUUGUCUUCCCAGUCGACUGGCUCUGCAAAGAAGUAGAGUCCAACAACUGGUUCUACAAUGUAGAUCGUCUACCACCUAUCGAUAUUUACGACUGA
Messenger RNA from Kluyveromyces marxianus DMKU3-1042, 4944 nucleotides. It is a transcript of the gene SPO14, whose product is annotated as phospholipase D. Gene Ontology annotation, biological process: intracellular signal transduction; cell motility; phosphatidic acid biosynthetic process. Gene Ontology annotation, molecular function: D-type glycerophospholipase activity. The record is from RefSeq and is a predicted model, not a curated record. The transcript has a single exon. Lineage: Eukaryota; Fungi; Ascomycota; Saccharomycetes; Saccharomycetales; Saccharomycetaceae. The coding region runs from base 1 to 4944 and encodes 1647 amino acids.